Messenger RNA from Sclerotinia trifoliorum, 4529 nucleotides. Lineage: Eukaryota; Fungi; Ascomycota; Leotiomycetes; Helotiales; Sclerotiniaceae. The record is from the annotation of a GenBank genome assembly.
UUUUAUCCUUGACAUGGUCAUCGAUCGCUAUGAACAUUAGAGUCUUGGAAGUUCUCUUAUUGUUCGUUAGUUUGUCUCUUAUAUACGAUAUUGAAUCUGAUGAACGCCAUUUCAGUUGGCUGCGGGGACGAUUCCAGCUACCAAAACUACAAUUGUGCGACUACAGCAAAUAUAGAAAAAAGCAUCCCCGCGAUCAUCUCAAAUCGCAGCACAUUACUACUUACUCAAUACUGAAAGGCCUUGGAACAAUACAUGCCUCCGCGGUUGCAUCAGAUACCCUCUCUUUGGUAAAGAUAUAAAAUUUAAUGAAAUGGAACACCAGAUUUCGCAUGAAAUUGUGAACGGCUCUAGAAGCGCUGAUAUCAUUGCAAACGGUCAUAAAAACGCAGAUGGACCAUUGCGGAUUGAGAGGGUGUUUCCUAUCCGCAUCGAAAUAGAGCCGGGUACAAGUUGGACGUCCAAGAUUUGGUCAACAUGUUAACUAACGAUGCACAGAAGUUCCAGGCCCGGAGUCUAACGGUUCUAAUGUUACAAAGGACCAAAAUGCGCCAAGUAUAACAGCUCCUACGGCUGUUCCAGUCGUUGCAUCUGAGAUCGAAGGUGCGAUUAAUCAAAGGCAUCCAAAAGUCGUUUUAACAGAAUCCUGCCGGCCAUUAUCACCAUCUGAAAAUACUGUCAUCACAACUUCAAUUCAUCAUUUAAUUUCUGAUAAUAAGCCCAUUCCAAACCAUGAAAUUAAUGAGGUUGUACUUCGUUGCGAGGAUGAGCCCAUUCAAAUCCCUGGAGCCAUCCAAAGUUUCGGAGCAUUAUUAGCUUUGGAAGAGAAAGAAGACGGGCGAUUCCUGGUCCGGAUCGCAAGUGAAAAUUCUGAAACCAUUAUUAAUCGCGGGCCUGAAGAUCUAUUUGCCCUCUCUUGCUUCACCCAACUGCUAAGUCCAGUGUACGAAUCAGACUUCAGAGCCCGGAUUGAAGCCAGAAAGCUGUGGCAUCAAAAAGAACAUCUCAAAGCAUAUCCAGAUAUUUUCACGAUGAUGCUUGAAUCAACUCCGCAUAUCCCUAUGUAUUGUGCUUUACAUUUUCGUGAGGAUGCGGGCUUAUUCAUAUGCGAGUUUGAGGCGAAGAAUGAUAUAUUGACUGACAUUCCUCCGGAGGAUUACAACUUGCCUGGGGAAUCCGUCAACGUUAUUGAUAAUCAGGCUACAGAAGAAGAGCGAGUUGUAUCAACCACAAAAUAUAGUGAGCCGUUCCGCACGAUACAUAGGACCAAGAACAGACUUGGUGAGAUGGAGAUGUUUCAUCUAGGCUGUGAGGUUCAGGAGCAGCUUAAUUCAGCCACCUCAAUAGCCUCUCUGUUAGACAUCGUCGUUGGUCUCGUCUUUGAUCUGACCGGAUUUCACAGGGUUAUGGCUUACCAGUUUGACGAAGAUGAUGCAGGGCUGGUUAGAGCGGAGUACAUUGAUGAAAGAGCAUCAUUAGACCUCUAUCGUGGUCUUAAAUUCCCAAAUACUGACAUCCCAAUCCAGGCUCGCCAGCUCUAUGCGCUCAACAAAAUACGAUUGCUGUAUGACCGAACGGCAAAGACAGCGAGGCUCAUGUCCUCAACCGAACAAUAUAACCCCAAAAAUCUUAAUCUCUCAUCAGCAUAUUUGAGGGCCAUGUCACCUGUUCAUAUCAAAUAUCUGAAGAACAUGGGUGUGCGGGCAUCAUUCUCAAUCUCCUUGAUUGUAGAAGGACGGCUGUGGGGCUUGAUCUCUUGCCAUGAUUAUGGCCUGGAAGGGAAAAGAGUUUCUUUUCCAAUGAGGGAGCUUUGCCGAAGCCUAGGUGAUUGCACAAGCAACAACAUUGAAAAACUACUCUACCUUUCCCGGAUACAGGCGCGAAGACAUCUCGGCAAAGCCCCUCCAAAAGUCUCGCCAUCCCAGUAUGUUGCCGCCUCAUCUAGAGAUCUUUUGCAAAUGUUCGAAGCAGACUUUGGCUUUCUAGCCAUCAAGGAUGAAGCAAGAACGAUCGGUAGCCUCUAUGCCUACAACGAAAGCAUUUCUUUACUUCAAUAUAUUCGCAAAAAGUCUCAUACAUCAGUGUUUUGCACUCAAAGCAUAUCCGCAGACUGCACAGAUAUCAUGUUUCCCGCCCGCUUCGUUUUGAUCUCUGGAUUUCUUGUGAUUCCAUUAUCUCUAUCAGGAAAUGACUUCCUCGUAUUUUUCCGUAAGGGUCAAGUAAAGGAAAUCAAGUGGGCCGGGAAUCCAAAAGAGAAGAUCUACAAACCUGGAACACAGUACCUUGAGCCAAGAGCAAGUUUCAAAAGGUGGAGCGAGCAUGUUGUAGGUACUAGUCGGGAAUGGACGCGAGAGCAAGGUUGGUUUAUCCUAGUUCCAGUCGAUUCCUCCUAAUCUGAAGCUUCAUAGUUGAGUCUGCAGGAGUCCUAAGCGCAUUAUACGGGAGGUUCAUUGAAGUCUGGAGACAAAAAGAGGCUACUGUACAGCAGAAUCGCAUGACACGAUUGUUGAUACGGCAAGCCGGAGCUGAAGGUACGUUACCUCAAAUUUUGAAGCUUUCAAAGCAUUGCUGAUGUGUGCAAGUGCGAAAUCCGCUGAAUGCUAUAAUUGGAUAUCUUGAAAUCGCACUUGAGGAUGAACUCAACGAAAAGGCGCGUCUGCAUCUUGAGAAAUCCUUAGGCGCAUCAAGGUCACUUAUCUUUGUUGUAAAUGACCUUCUUAAUUUGACAGAGGCAGAAAAAGAAGAUUUGGAAAUGUCCCAUGAUAAUGUUAGUUUAUCAGAAAUGAUGAACGAAGUCAUCGAUGAUUUUGGUGAUGAAUGUCAAAAAAAGAGAUUGCAUAUCAAAUUUGACAGAAGCAAUGUCCCACCGAUGGUUAAAUGCGAUGGUGUGCGUUUGAGACAAACUAUCUCAAACUUACUUUCAAACACUGUCAAACAUUCGACUGCUGGUGAUGUGGUUGUUGGGUUGAAGAAUAUUGAAACUGAUGAUGAUAAGACUCGAGUCGAAAUGUUUUUCACUGACAACGGUUCCGGAUUUACUGAGUAAGUUUGUUAUUAUAAUACCACAGUUGAACUAGAGGAAGACUUUUAUUUCUUUGUGUAGCCCAAAAUUCCCAAACAAUAUUCUAAGCUACCUCUUAUAACGGGACUAAUCCUUCGUCUUCUUAGAUCUGAACUUGACGGCAUAUUCCAAGACUUUGAGAAAGUUCUUGACGAUGACCAAGAGGUGGAUGCAUCACCAUGCCUCGAUGCGGACAAAUCAUCAAUUGGUCUAGGCUUAGCCGUAGCAGCGCGGUUCGUGCGACUCAACAAUGGCAAAAUAGUUAUAAACACGGAACCAGGACACGGAACCACAGUCACCGUAUCCAUACCAUUCCGUAAGUCCAAUGGAGGACAUUCUUUCAAUGGAAGAGUUCUACGAGAAGAUACUUCAAAUUCAUCCACCAGUAGCGAGAGUCCCAAGUCUGAAAAUGGCAAAACCUGUGGCACGCCCGAGAGAUUCCAGGCCCCUCCUCCAACUUCCCUCAAAGAACCUUUCGUCACAUCCACGACGGAAAUACUCGAAUCGCCUGAGUCGUCACCCAGUCCCUUGGCUUCUCAACCUUCACCAUCUCUCCCGCCCCCAUCUCAAUCAUCAAUCUCUGUCAAAUCCGUGUCCACAAAUUCCAACUACCAGCUUCAAUAUCCUUUCCCUAUCAUGGAUUUGCCUCCGCAGCCCGAGAUUCGCAAUCUCAAUGUCCUAGUUGCAGAAGAUAAUCCUCUCAACAGUCGACUCUUGGAAGAACGUCUCAGAAAAAGAGGUCAUGUGGUGACUGUCAAGACAAACGGACAAGCUUGUGCGGAUACCGUGCUGGCUACCCCGGAUGGUUUUGAUAUCGUCUUGAUGGAUAUACAGGUACUUCUUCCAACUUUUCCACUCCCAAAAUUUCAUAUUUCCUAUUACAAACCCACUCAACUAACCCCCUUCCCCACAGAUGCCCAUAGCCAACGGCUUCCAAUCCACAACCAUGAUCCGCACCUCGGAGUACCUAAACACACCGCCCGUCUCCCGCCGCGCAAAAGUCUAUGGCCGUUUACCCAUCAUAGCCGUAUCAGCUUCUCUAGAAGAAAUCAAACGUGAAGAAUAUAUCGAACGUGGAUUCGACGGAUGGAUACUCAAGCCGAUUAAUUUUAAGAAGUUGGAGGAGAUACUGGCUAGUGUGGAAGAUGAUACGAAGAGGGAAAAAUUGUUGUAUGGAAAUAAGGGGGUGAAGUGGAAUAAGGGGGGUUGGUUUAAGUUGAAGAGUGGUAGUGAGAGUGGUGAAGGUGGUGAAGGUGGUGAAGGUGGUGAAGGUGGUGAUGGUGGUGGUGGUGGUGAAUUGAGUUGAGGAAGGAUGAAAAGGGAGUGGUGGCUUUGUGGUGAAUGAGUGUUAUUGCAUAUUGGAUAUGGAUGAUUAUAACCAAGCAACUAAAUUACGAGAACAAUCUGAAAAGACACCUACCUACCUACCUACCCAAGUCCUCCCCGUAUACGCACAAAUGUGAUAGUUUCC